Molecule: messenger RNA, 4805 nt
Organism: Nerophis lumbriciformis (worm pipefish)
Lineage: Eukaryota; Metazoa; Chordata; Actinopteri; Syngnathiformes; Syngnathidae
Product: protein-glutamine gamma-glutamyltransferase E-like
Biological process (GO): peptide cross-linking
Molecular function (GO): protein-glutamine gamma-glutamyltransferase activity
Source: RefSeq, a predicted model, not a curated record
GGGUAAAAAUGCAUAUAUAAUACAAUUGUAAAAUAAAUAAAUCAUAAGUAUGCAUUUUUGACAUACUUUUGCACAUCUGCGGUCCCUUCCAGGGUUUCACGUUGUUCCCAUAGGGUUGAGUUUUUGUCUUGCCCUGAUGUGGGAUCUGAGCCGAGACAUUUGUGAUUAAGGGCUAUAUGAGUCAAAUUUGGUUGAUUGAUAAUUGUUGUAAAAUACAAAAUACGGCUUUGUAGUCGCCACAUUGAAAGUCAAUUGCUGUAUUUGUGAGAAUAGGGAGUUUGAAAUUUUUUUCUGCUCCUAUUCAUUCAUAAUUUACUUUAGAGUUAUGUUGGUUGUUUUAUUUUUAUUUUUUUUAUUCUUGUUUGAUUUUUAUGAAUGGGAAAAAAAAUGAACUGAACUAAUAUAUAUUUUUUAUUUGUCAGGGACAAUGCAGCGUACAUUAUUGUAUUCCGACACGUGACUUCUUCCUGGAAGUUUAAAACCACUGGUGGUCAACCAAACCAAGAUGGCUGUUGUACAGCAAGCAGCAUGCAAACUAUCUGGGUACAAAAGAGGCUUACAUCUUCCUGCAAAAAGCAGAUACGAGCAAAAAAAUCAAACUAUGCAAUGGAAUUGAUCCCUAUACUUUAUCAAAAAAGAUUUGUUGAGUGAUAUUCUGGGUUAUUUGUCGGUCGCGUUCCCAAACAUAUCGAACUAUUGUACUCCAGGCGCCAUUCUACGUGACAAAACAGAUAGAAACUUGGAAAAGCAUGUAGGUCUACAACUUCUUUGUUUGCGCCGUUUACAAGUAGCGUGUUUUCCCCUGUCUUUAUCAAAAUAAAACUAUAAAUGUCAACAUUGUGUAUGUGCUGAAAGCUUUAUUUAUGAUUGUUGCCUUUGGUAAAAGCUUAACUCUUUUAGGUUUUGGCUCACAGUUGCUUUCUUUUAUUUAGACACGAGUUGGUGCUUUUCGAAACACUCGUGGCAAACAUGUGUUUAAGAAAUACAAAUAAUAUCAAGAUAAUACUAACAUGGAAAAUAAUAACUGUUAAAAGUAUAUCAAACAAACCUUUAUUGAAGUGAUCACUGCAAACUCAUGCAUUCUUUUCCUCUGCUCCCUUUGAACUGAAGUGUGAGCUGCAUGCUUGUCGUUGUUUCGUAAAAUCUUGCACUCUUCCGCCCUUUUUGAUAACCUCUUGAGGAAGUCUGAAAAAACGUUUAUCAUUUUCGCGAUUUGAAUGAUUCGUGCAGCCGAAAAUAACACAGGCAUAGGGCUUUUUUUUUUUGAGAAAGGCUAAAUGGUGCCUAGUACCAAUUGAGAACAGAGCUAGCUUGACCACCACACAUAUUUAAUGGUUGGGAUGGGAGUCGGAUGUGACAUCAGUAAAAUCCAAGCAAUUGCUUAAAUUAAUCAAGCCAAUGCCAUAAUGAUAUGUGUACAGUACAUACAAUAUUAUGUAAGGUUUUUAGCCAGUUGGCUAGUUUGCAACCCAAGGCCCUGAACUGCCUUGAAUAUUAUAUGUAUAUUAAAUGUGUAGACAUUGGGCGUCUCAUAGUACUUUUUGCUUUCUUUUUUCAGUCCUCCAGGAGGUGGACCUCCAUAGUAAGACCAAUAAUGAGGAGCACCACACAAGUGAACUCUCUGAAGAUAAGCUGAUCGUGCGGAGAGGACAGUCCUUUAAGAUGACCGUGAAACUUACAAAGCCUUUUAAGCCCGACCUUCAUUCCCUCUUGCUCACUGCCACAACUGGUGGGGCCCAGGGAGAGUACUCCUCUGAGGACCAGGGCACCUUGUCACGCUUCGGUAUCCCAGACUACCCCGAUCGUUCACCUACAGCAAAGGCCAUUUGGACAGUCCAACUUCAUGACAGCUCCUCGCUGAUGUCCCUGAUCCUGCUCAUCACCCCACCGCCGGACACCCCCAUUGGAAAGUACACCUUGACAGGAAGUCUCUGGGAUGAGGAAAUACAGCUGGCCACGCUCGUGGUGCUCUUUAACCCCUGGUUCUCAGGAGACUCUGUUUUCAUGUCUGAUAAAUUGGAGAGACAAGAGUAUGUGAUGAAUGAACAAGGAGUGAUUUACAGAGGAAGUACAAAUUACAUCUCUGGAAUGAACUGGGACUUUGGCCACUUUGAAGACGAUAUGGUGGACAUUUGCCUCAUGAUUUUGGACAAGAACCUCAACUACACAAACAACCCAAGCAAAGACCUCGCCUCUCGUGGCAGCCCCAUCUACAUUAGCCGCGUGGUCAGCGCCAUGAUCAACAAUUUCGAUGACCCUGGCGUCCUGCAGGGCAACUGGUCAGACUCGUUUGAGGGCGGAGUCUCCCCUUCCCACUGGAGCGGCAGCCAUGACAUUCUUUCUAAAUGGAUACAAAAUGACUGCCAACCUGUUAAGUUUGGUCAGUGCUGGGUGUUUGCUGGCGUGAUGUGUUCAGUCAUGCGGCUGCUGGGUAUCCCCACCCGUGUGAUCACCAACUUCCAGUCAGCCCACGACACUGAUGCCAACCUGACCAUCGACGUGUACCACCCGUUAGAAGGCGCCGAGCACAUCAAGUCAGACGACAGCAUCUGGAACUUCCAUGUGUGGGUGGAGUCAUGGAUGACGCGUCCCGACCUGAAUACAGACGGCAAAUACGACGGCUGGCAAGUGUUGGAUCCGACACCACAGGAAGCCAGCGAUGGCAUUUACCAGUGCGGCCCCGCCUCAGUCAUCGCCAUCCAUGACGGUGAAAUAAAUCUACCAUACGACAUCCCAUUUGUUUUCGCCGAGGUCAAUGCAGACUGUGUGGACUGGAUUGUUAUAUCAGACGGGACCAAAAUUUCCAUGUUUUCCGACACCAAGCGAGUUGGCAAGAAAAUCUCCACCAAGGUGGUGGGUUCCAAAGAGAGAGAGAACAUCACCCGCUACUACAAGCCCGAAGAAGGCUCCGAGGAGGAAAGGGCUGUCUUCAAGUAUGCCAUCAGCAAGGACGAAGAAAGUGACGACGAAGUGGACGCACCCAGGGAGAGCAUGACUGACUACAAUGCCUCACCGGAACCGCCCACCGUCUCACCGCCACUACUGGUCAUACACUUUGAGGAGCUGUCCAAGCCGCAGUACGGGGAGGAUGUGCGGCUGAAUCUGGUGCUAAGCAGCGAGAGCAAAGUGGAAAGGCAGAUGUCCCUUCGCAUCAGCGUGAAGGGAAUGAAGUACAACGGCACCUUGGUUCUCGUCAUCCUCAAUGAGACCAAGGAGGAGACACUGAAGCCUGGCAAAAAGCUGUCCAUCCCCAUCCUGAUCCCCUUCCAGACCUACUACAAGCACAUGCACGUGUGUGACAGCUUGAAGGUGACGGCCAUGGUCACAGACAUGCGACAUCCCGAUAAAAUCUACCUUGCAGAGGACAACGUGUUGCUGCAGGACCUCCCCGUCCACGUGUCGAUUUCCGGCUAUGUCACACAGCACCAAGAGGCGUCCGGAACAGUGUCUUUCGUGAACACCACCGCUGUGGCCAUGACGGGCAUGACGCUGGCUCUGUCUGGAAGUGGCCUCAUGAAGAAGGAGAUGGAAUUCUGGCUUCCAGAUUUGCCUCCCAAGAAUCGCAUCCGCGUCGGAUUCGUAUUCGUCCCCUAUCGGGCUGGAGAGAAGACGCUGGUGGCCGACAUUCACUCUUCCAUUUUUAAGGAUUUCAAGGGCAACUGCACCUUUAAAGUUAAUCGCCUUUAGAUGCCUAAAUUGGCCCUAGUGUGUGAAUGUGAGUGUGAAUGUUGUCUGUCUAUCUGUGUUGGCCCUGUGAUGAGGUGGCGACUUGUCCAGGGUGUACACCGCCUUCCGCCCGAUUGUAGCUGAGAUAGGCUCCAGCGCCCCCCGCGACCCCGAAGGGAUUAAGCGGUAGAAAAUGGAUGGAUGGAUGGAAGGUGCUUUGUCUCCAAAAGAGACCAGAUGUGUGUAGCUGGAUUGUAACAUGGUGCUUUGAAAGCAAACAUCAGCAGGAUAUGUCCUGCUUUGGCAUGCAGUUUGGUUGAAACAUCUCGAACACUGCUGGCUUACAUGAUAAUUAAAGUUAUUGACACUUGCCUACACGGAGAAGCUUGCAAUAAUAAAACAUUUGCUGGAAGUCAGUUUGGUGUUUCCACUAUGAUUCACUGCUUGUCCUCAUUCGGGUCAUGGGUGAGCGAGAGCGUAUCCCAGUUGAUUUAAGGUUUGUUUAAAAUAUGCGGUGAUAAAUGUAUUUGGCAAGAAACCCAUGCCAGAAGAUGCUGUCCCGCUACAGUCCUUUAGAUGGCGGUAAUACGCAAUGUAAACGCAGAGUUGUGUAUAAAGAGAGUAUGGCCAACUCUGGAUUUCCUCAAUGAUUGGUCAAAAGUCACUCAUGUGACUAACUCGUGGUAUUUUAAUGAAAAUGGGAAGAGGUUUAGCCAUGGUCAGGAAGUGCUCCACCUUCUUGACAUCCUCAACAAUGGGUCAAGUCAUACAGUCCUUGGUUUUCUGUCGUCUUCAUUACUGUCCUAUAAUAUGGUCCGCUAUGACUAAGUCUGACCUGAACAAACUGCGACUUGUUCAGAACAGAGAAGCUAGACUGGUACUUAAAUGUUAUUUGCACACUAAUAUUUCAUUUAUGCAUUCACGUCUGUCCUGGUUGUCAGUUGAACAAAAGAUGCAUUGUAGUCUCCUUAUGUUCUUCAGAACUAUCAUUUUAGAUCAAUCACCAGAUUACUUUUACAAACAGUUUUUAAAAUCAACUAACACACAUAUUCAUGACACUAGGAAUGCCAGAAAUGGGUGUUAGUCACUUUCUGCUCCCAGGACCAAUCUCCUCAAACAUAGAGUCAUGUAUAGAUCAG